AUGCCAGCCCUAUCUAAUGAUCUCUACGAGUCAAUUCUUCGUGAUCAGGCGAAGAAAAAUCUUGAACGACUGUCAGCUUUUGAACCACCACCCACACCACCUCAGCCACAUCUCGAGUCGCCCUCAAGUCACCAGGUGCACAAGACAGAAAUACAGAAGGUCACUUGGGCGGUAACCUCUUCUUUGAAUCAGACGACAAAACCUUCGGGGAUCUGGUCUACACUAAGGCUUUGGGUCGCAAAAGUGUUCGCAACAUGGGUCGGUGAAUUCGCAGGAAUUCUCGGGGCGCCUCGAAUCCUGGAUUUCGGUCUCACCUUGAAACUCUUCACAAGAUGGAGCGAAGACAACAUCGACGCUAUCGACGCUGCCAAACAAAGGCAGGUUUUCGGAGGCAAAUCAGAUAUUAAUUGGGAAACUACCUUUUUGCCUUUCAUGGAGAGCAUAGGCAUGUACCUGCGGGACGUGCAAGCCCACAAAGAUGCGUGGGUGAAGUACCGAACCUUUAAAGAUGGCGGCCGCAAGGGGCUCGCAUCCGAGGCUAUCGACUUGUACGUUGCAGCCCACAGCGAGAUAGACAAGCUUGCUCAAGUCUGGGGCAUGCGUUUUCCCCCAAUCUGCGACUUAUGCGACCUCUCUCCAAACGGGCAACCGCGGUUUGACGGACCAUAUUGCGGCAUGUUCUUCACAACCGAACAUCAGUCAGACAAACCCUUCAUCGGGGUCGCAUUCAAAGGCACCAGCCCAAUCAACCUCAAGGAGUGGGCCGUGGACUUCAAUUACCAGCUGACUCCUACUGCACAAGAAUACUUCGGCGGCACACAGGCUCCCGUGUCACAAGGGGUGUAUACGAGUCUCUUUGGAAGUUACCCUGGGAAGGGAGUCCCAUACCAGCAGAUCCUCAAGGCGACACGCUUUGCAGCCAGCAAGCUACCGAACACGAGCGCAAUGGCGGUUCCCCUGCACGUCACAGGCCACUCCCUUGGGGGCUCUUACUCGACGCUCUGCUACACACAGCUCCUGAUCGAUGUUGCGCCAUCGAACCCGACCGCUGGGCAGCUGAUGAUGGGCGAUGAGUACACAUUCGGGGCGCCGCGCAUCGGCUCCAACGAAUGGGCCGGACUGAGCACCACGCUGGUCAACGUACAGCGCGGCCGAUCUUGGAGGAUCGUGAACAACCAUGAUCUCGUUCCUCAGGUGCCCCCGACGACGCUCCAGCGCAAGCAACGGGACUUCCAUCACGUCGACACGGGGGUCCAUAUAUGGCCUUAUAAGGGACCCCAACAAACCCCAAGUGAAAUUGACAAGCCGAAUCCGAAGUGCUAUCCUAUCUACAGCCUCCUGUACCUGAUACCAAGUCUUAUAAUGGUGUUGGACCAUCGUAAGUCCUGGCGCCCAAUGAAGGACAAGCAUGCAUCGUUUUUCUAA
Molecule: messenger RNA, 1425 nt
Organism: Diaporthe batatas
Lineage: Eukaryota; Fungi; Ascomycota; Sordariomycetes; Diaporthales; Diaporthaceae
Exons: 1
Coding region: 1-1425 (474 amino acids)
Biological process (GO): lipid metabolic process
Source: RefSeq, a predicted model, not a curated record